AUGAGAACAGAAACAAAUAGAGCAUUUGAAAACAAAGCGAGUAAGCUUUUUCGGAUACAUUCCUCGAUGUUUUCUGUAACAACACGACAAUUGCUACCUUUCAAUAUCAAAGAUAUUCCUCAGCAAGAAUCAGCGGUGCAGGAUAUAGAAGUUAGACUGUCAGGAAUUAACAUCACAUUCAGAUCUAGAAGAUUGCAAUUUAUUGUACUCUGUUGUGCAGUAUUCGUUUUUUAUAUAACUUAUGGUUUCAUUCAGGAAUUAAUAUUUAAAGUGGAUGGUAUGGAAUCAUAUGGAUGGCAUUUAACAUUGAUCCAAUUUUUGAUUUAUUCCAUAACGGCGUUAAUGGAAAGUUUUUAUUGCACUAUGAUAAGUCGACGAAGAAUUCCAGUAUACAUUCAUUUACAAAUAGCAACACUUACGGUGGGUACGAUAGGUUUUUCGAAUGUCGCUGUGGGUUACUUGAACUAUCCGACCCAAGUAAUUUUCAAAUGUUGCAAAUUGGUACCUGUUUUAAUCGGUGGAAUUAUUAUUCAGGGGAAGCAGUAUUCAUGCAUCGAUUUUGCAGCAGCAUGUAUGAUGAGUUUCGGUCUUAUUAUUUUUAUCUUAGGUGAUACCAUGAUAUCUCCAAUGUUUAAUUCUUUUGGAUAUGCGAUGAUUUCAAUUGCUUUACUUUUUGAUGCUGUAAUUGGCAACAUUCAGGAGAAAUCACUGCACACUUAUAAAGCUACCAUAAAUGAAAUUAUUCUGUAUUCAUAUUCCAUUGGAUUUAUAUAUAUAUUGCUAGGAUUAAUGAUUUACGGCAAUUUUUUGGACGGAUUCUACUUUUUCUCUAAGCAUCCAUUGCAGACAUAUGGUUACAGCAUAAUAUUUUCCAUAUCUGGUUACCUUGGUCUUAAUGCAGUACUGAGCCUAGUACGUACCCAAGGAGCGCUUACUGCGGUUACCGUAACGACUAUUCGGAAAGCAGUUACGAUCAUCCUAUCAUUUUUGUUCUUUUCAAAACCGUUUGUUAGCCAGUACUUAUGGGGUGGCCUAUUGAUAUUAAUAGCUAUUUAUCUUAAUCUUUAUAGUAAGAAUCGUUCAAGCUGGGAAUUAAUUGUUAAAAAUUUCAUUCAACGUUUACGUUCAUGA
This is a messenger RNA of Cercopithifilaria johnstoni, 1131 nucleotides long. The record is from the annotation of a GenBank genome assembly. NCBI's taxonomy places the organism in Eukaryota, Metazoa, Nematoda, Chromadorea, Rhabditida, Onchocercidae.